Entrophospora sp. SA101 is the source of this 2046-nucleotide messenger RNA. Lineage: Eukaryota; Fungi; Glomeromycota; Glomeromycetes; Entrophosporales; Entrophosporaceae. The record is from the annotation of a GenBank genome assembly.
AUGAAUAAUGAAACUACAAUUGAAUUUGCAAAAAAAGCUCGAGAAGCAGCAACUAAACUUCAAUAUGUCUCAAUUGAAGAAAAAAGUAUUGCGCUAAAUAAAAUUAAAGAAAAAAUAUUUGAACAUAAACAAGAAAUUUUCGAAUCUAAUGAACAUGACAAACUAAAUGCAGCAGAACUUGUAAAGACUGGUGCACUUCCACAGUCAUUAGUUAAACGUUUAGAUAUCACAAGUGGAGAUAAGUUUAUUACUAUGUUACAAGGAGUAUCUGAUAUUGAUAAAUUGCCUGAUCCAACCGGACAAAUCACAUAUUCCAGUAAACUUGACGAAGGAUUAGAAUUGUAUCGAGUAACUUGUCCUGUUGGAGUUUUAUUGGUGAUAUUUGAAGCAAGACCCGAAGUUAUUGUUAAUAUUUCAGCAUUAUCAAUAAAAUCAGGCAAUGCUGUGAUAUUAAAAGGAGGAAAAGAAUCAAUUGCUACAUUAAAUGCGCUGUAUUCAUCAAUUAAAUUAGCUUUAUCAGAAACAGCAAUUCCACAAAGUGUCAUUCAACUUGUUGAAACGCGAGAAGAAAUUAAAGCAUUAUUAGAUUUAGAUAGAUAUAUCGAUUUGGUGAUUCCACGUGGAAGUAACAGUUUAGUGAGAUAUAUACAAGAGAAUACAAGGAUUCCUGUUUUAGGACAUGCUGAUGGAUUAUGCACUGUGUAUGUUGAUAAAGAUUCAGACCUUAAGAAAGCAAUACGUGUUGUCAUUGAUUCCAAAAUAAAUUAUCCUGCAGCUUGUAAUGCAGCCGAAACUCUUUUGAUACACCGUGGAAUUCUUUCUACACAUCUUCAACCUAUAAUAAAUGCGUUAUUGGAAGCUAAUGUUAAAUUACAUCUUGAUCAUGAACUAUUACCAUAUGUCUCACACAUCAACAACAACUCAUUGAUAGAAGUGAGUGUACCAGAGGAUUUUGACACUGAAUUUUUGAAUCUUGAAAUUGCCGUUAAAGUUGUAAAUGGAUUGGAAGAAGCAAUCCAACACAUCAAUAUACAUGGUAGCAAACAUACUGAUUCAAUAGUCACAGAAAAUGAGACGGCAGCAAAAAAAUUCAUGCAAGGUGUUGAUUCGGCUGGUGUUUAUUGGAAUGCCAGUACAAGGUUUGCCGAUGGAUUUAGAUACGGGUUUGGCGCAGAAGUUGGAGUAAGUACAAACAAGACGCAUGCACGUGGACCAGUUGGACUUGAAGGUUUGGUAAUAUACAAGUAUAAAUUGUGUGGUAAUGGACAUAUUGUAGGAGAAUUUGACAAAUUAUCAGCAGAAUCUUCUUCCAAUAAUCAUAACAAUAAUGAUAAGAGUGGCGAAUAUUUAACGCAAAGAGAUUUUGAUGGUUACGAUAAAAUGAUUAAAGAAUUAGAUGAAAUUUUUAAUGUUGCAAAGUCAAAAGAUGUUCGUAUAUUGAUAGACGCUGAACAAAGUUAUUUCCAAGCAGCAAUUGAUUCCAUAGCAAUGAAAUUUUCCAAGAUAUUCAAUUAUUAUGGCAACUAUAAUAAAAAUAGCGACGGUGAAAAAUAUUCAGGACCAAUUGUUUUCAAUACUUAUCAAAUGUACACAAAAGAUUCAAAGAAACGGCUAACACGUGAUUACGGAUUAUCAAUUAGAGAGAAAUUCACAUUUGCAUUGAAACUUGUACGUGGUGCGUACAUGGUUAGUGAACGCGAACUAGCCAAAAAACUCGGGAAUCCUGAUCCAAUUCACAAUACAUUACAAGAUACUCAUAAUUCAUAUAAUACAGGAACAAAUAGUCCAAUUGUAUUUAUGGUUGCUUCGCAUAAUAAAGAAUCAAUUGUGAAUUCAUUUAAACAAAUGGAAUUACUAAAUAUUUCACCAAAAUCUGGAAUAGAAUGCGCGAUCAAAUCUCAUAUACAUUGGGAAAACAUGGGUAUGGAAUUUAUAAAUUUGUUCUAUACGGAAAGAGCUCAAGAAAAUUCCUCGGCUUUAGAAUCUGUAAAACCUGAACAAGAAUAUCUAAAAAAAGAGAUUUUCAACAGAAUAUUUUCAUCGUAA